This is a messenger RNA of Callithrix jacchus (white-tufted-ear marmoset), 2607 nucleotides long. Lineage: Eukaryota; Metazoa; Chordata; Mammalia; Primates; Cebidae. The record is from RefSeq and is a predicted model, not a curated record.
GUAACACAGAUACCAUCUUCUGUCCUGCCUCUAAAACUUAAAUACCGGUGACCCAAAGUCUCCAUUGAAACGGAUUGAGACCCGCGGGUUGUGAAACCUACUGAAGUGAGCGGCUGUGCCAGGACUCCUGGGACCCCGACCUCUUUGCAGCUCGCACCGCUAACCGCGAGGGCGCCCUUCAGCAGAAGCAGCCCACCGCAGACACGCCGAGGGAGGAAGGCUGCCGGCGUCGGGGCUUGGGAACUGGCCGGCACCCAGGCCGAAAAGCACGUGGGCUGAGCGGGAGCGGAGAAGAGUGCGCAGGUCAGAGAGCGGCGCGCGGCGCGGUUCCGCGAGGUCCCCACGCCCGGCGACAUGGGGUGCCUGCUGUUUCUGCUGCUCUGGGCGCUCCUCCAGGCUUGGGGAAGCGCUGAAGUCCCGCAAAGGCUUUUCCCCCUCCGCUGCCUUCAGAUCUCCUCGUUCGCCAACAGCAGUUGGACGCGCACCGACGGGUUGGCGUGGCUGGGGGAGCUUCAGACGCACAGCUGGAGGAACGGCUCGGACACCAUCCGCUCCCUGAAGCCCUGGUCCCAGGGCACGUUCAGCGACCGGGAGUGGAAGACGCUGCAACAGUUAUUUCGGGUCUAUCGAGACAGCUUCACCAGGGACGUGAAGGAAUUCGCCAAAAUGCUGCGCUUAGCCUGUGAGCUGAGGGAUAGGAUCCUGGGCCGGAACCCAAGGGGAGAGAAUGGCUACAGCAGCUAAACUGGGAGACUGUGGCUCCACCUGACGAGACUCUCUGCUCUGUCCACCCUCUUCUGAUUUCCCUUCUACCAGGGGAGAUGUCCCAGCCUCUGACUCUUCAAAGUGUCCCUCGUUCCUGCCUACUCCAGAUCCCAUGGAGGUCCAGGUGUCUGCUGGCUGUGAGGUGGACCCUGGGAACGCCUCGAAUAACUUCUUCCAUAUAGCAUUUCAAGGAAGACAUAUCCUGAGUUUCCAAGGAUCUUCUUGGGAGCUAGCCCAAGAGGCCCCAGAUGUGGCAAACUCGGUCAUUCGAGUGCUCAACCAGCACCAAGGGACGAAGGAAACAGUGCACUGGCUCCUUAAUGACAUCUGCCCCCAAUAUGUCAGUGGCCUCCUUGAGUCAGGGAAGGCAGAACUGGAGAAGCAAGUGAAGCCCAAGGCCUGGCUGUCCCAUGGUCCCAGUCCUGGCCCUGGCCAUCUGCUGCUGGUGUGCCAUGUCUCAGGAUUCUACCCAAAGCCUGUGUGGGUAAUGUGGAUGCGGGGUGAGCAGGAGCAGCCAGGCACUCAGCAAGGAGACGUCCUGCCCAAUGCUGAUGAGACAUGGUAUCUCCAAGCAACCCUGGAGGUGCCCGCUGGGGAAGCAGCUGACCUGUCCUGUCGGGUGAAGCACAGCAGUCUAGAGGGCCAGGACAUUGUCCUCUACUGGGGUGGGAGCCGUGCCUCCGUGGGCUUGAUUGUCUUGGCCAUCCUGGCGUGCCUGCUGUUCCUCCUUGCGCUCGUCAUAGGCGUUACCUUCUGGUUUAAGAGGCUGCCUUCCUAUCAGGGCAUCCUGUGACUCGGCUUGCCACAUCUGUGUCUCUGAAACCCAGGACCUCUGGACCUCAGAUUCCCAGGACUUCAGUCCCGGUUUGCUCAGGAAUUGAAGAUGGAAGGAGAGAUACCUUGAAAAUGCAGAGAGCAGUCAUAAGGCAGCUCUCAUCACACCCUUUCAACCUUUAUCUAAAAGAAUUUAAAUUCUUUUUUUUUUUUUUUUUUGAGAUGGAGUUUCGCUGUUGUUACCCAGACUGAAGUGCAAUGGCACGAUCUCAGCUCACCGCAACCUCUGCCUUCUGGGUUCAAGCAAUUCUCCCGUCUCAGCCUCCCGAGUAGCUGGGACUACAGGCGCGCGCCACCAUGCCCACCUAAUUUUUGUAUUUUUAGUAGAGACGGGGUUUCACCUUGUUGACUAGGAUGGUCUCGAUCUUUUGACCUCGUGAUCCACCCGCCUUGGCCUCCCAAAGUGCUGGGGUUAGAGGCGUGAGCCACCACAGCCGGCCUAAGAAUUUAAAUUCUUCAAAAAAAAAAAUUACACUACAAGUUUAUAAGCCAAGCGGCUCUAUAAAAUCAGAAGUGUAGACACAUGCAAACUUGUAUCUGAAGACCUGCCAGGGACAAGCAGGUGAGGGCUGGGGUGUGAGCGUGUGUGAUGGGAUCUGCCAUGAACUGGAACGCACAUGUCCUAUCCAGAGGAAUCAGCUGCCGCUGCUUGUUGUUAAGUAUAAAGUCAGGACCUGGCCUGGUUUUAGCCAGUUUUCAAGAAAACUGGAAAUCUGGAUUUUCAUGCGAAUAUGCCUGAUUUUAAAAGGUUGACUCAAAUUUUUUCAAAAUACUAUGUGGGACACCGCAAAUACGUACCUGCUGACUGAUGACAAACCCAGGAGUUUGUGUCUUUUUUAUAAAAAGUUUGCCCUGGAUGUCAUAUUGGCAGUUUGAGGACACAGUUUCUAUUGAAAAUUUGGAUUUCUGACUGAAGAAAGACAUUUUCUCUUUAAAAGAAAAUUAGGUUGUAAGAAACAGAGGGGUCUCAGAUUUUUACUUGGUGUAAUUAAUAAAUGAAGAGAAAUC